Messenger RNA from Trichosporon asahii var. asahii CBS 2479, 663 nucleotides. RefSeq lists its product as uncharacterized. The record is from RefSeq and is a predicted model, not a curated record. NCBI's taxonomy places the organism in Eukaryota, Fungi, Basidiomycota, Tremellomycetes, Trichosporonales, Trichosporonaceae. Bases 1 to 663 code for a protein of 220 amino acids. The transcript has 2 exons.
AUGGAGGGCGUCCUAUAUACGGAUUCGGGGCGAAAAAUCAAGGAUCACCCGGUCUGGAAUGAGGGUGAUUUCAGUAUUGUCUCAAGCGACGCCUGGCGGUUCACAGUCGAUUCAUCUGAACUCGAAUGUGCUAGUGCCACCCUUACCUUUAGUGGUGCUUAUGGCCAUGAGACCAUGCUCCCGGACGACAAGAUCGAGACCAAAGUCGUCCUCGAGCACUUCCUCCGGCUGGUUGAGAAUUCUACUCUUGACCCCGGCAAGCUCUCCAGUGACGGGAGGGUCAGCGACGCCGUCCUGAAUCAGUUCAUGGAUCUCCUCAGCUUCCUGCGCAAGUGGUGUAAGGAGUACAUGGUCCAGCUAUUCUGUUACUGCAUAACCCAACUUCUCUGCCAGGGCGCGCUCAGUGGCAGAGUCGCAUUCAUCUUUGGAGUGAUCGCGGAUAGCACGGAACUAUGCGCGACAGCUUUGUCGAUCGACUUCCAACCGCCAAUGCUGUGCCGUCUUCCCGUCGAAGUUUGGGGGGUGAAGAAUACUGCCCACCUCAUGGUGCUGAGCGCGCUCGAACGUGAAGUGGGCCAAACCGGCAGACAGGAUUCUCGUUUUAAGGCUGGUGUGAGGUAUAAACAGCUCUACGAGGAGUCACGGCAGCGGGCCGAUAGGUGA